Molecule: messenger RNA, 1546 nt
Organism: Schizosaccharomyces octosporus yFS286
Lineage: Eukaryota; Fungi; Ascomycota; Schizosaccharomycetes; Schizosaccharomycetales; Schizosaccharomycetaceae
Exons: 1
Coding region: 89-490 (133 amino acids)
Source: RefSeq, a predicted model, not a curated record
CGUCAAUGUUAGUAACCAUAUUCCUUCCUUUACGACCACGCUGAGUUUUCUGAUAAGAAAAGUCGUAAAGGAAGUUCAUUGAUCCAACAUGUUUAAGCCAAGAAUUGUAGUCAAUUAUUGGAGACCUGAAGACGAUUCGUACGAACGGAUCAAUCAAGCCAUUAUAGAGAACAACACAGCGUUGUUUAUCGUGAAUUGUUGUACUUUACUUGUUUGUCUUGUAAUUAUCUGUCUUGCUGCAACAAAAAAUUACCAUGGGAAAGUAGACUUGGUCAAUCAUUUAUAUUUAGCUUCUACUCCUUUGUUUAUUGUGAUGACAACAUGUUAUUUUUACAUGCGAGCUAAAAGCUUAAGUUCUAGAGUACCAAGAAAAGAAAGAGAAAGAAUUGAAAGAGAGAAACGACUAUCGAAGGGAGAACCCUUCGAACUUCCCGGCUCAGACAUGUCAGGUCAGGCUUUACCUGAAUACACUGAAAGAAACGAACACUAAAUACGACAAACAACAGGAAGACAUACAUAUAAAUAUCGUUAGGUUAAUGAUGAACGAUAAAUGUCUGGGCCAACGAAUUUCCUACUUUAUGAUGAAAACGUACUUGGAAUCCGUCAUAAAAGUUAGUGUAAUAAACCCUCAUUAGAGACAUCGUAUGGUAAAUCGCUGCAACCGAAGAUAUACUUCUUGAACCUUUUUUUUUCUUUUUUUUUCGACUCAAUACGAAUAUGAUGGUCCCAUACAAUUUUUGUGGGUGAACUGAUGAACUCUGUAUCCCUUCUAUCAGAAGGAGAAUAGGGCUACAACAUGCCCAUUGAGCUAGUUUGCCUGAAUACAACUACCCGAAAUCAGGUCGAAAUACCUUGUUGGAGACGCAUGUCAGACGCCUUGCUUAGAAUAAUGGAAACUUCUUUCUACUUAUCAUUCAUCAACUGCUAAUUCAUAAAAGUUCGGACUUAGAAGCAACACCUUGAAAAUAUCAGUUUAUCAUAUUAUUUUGCUACCUCAAAAUUUAAAAGCAGACAAAAGGUUUGUAAGUAUCGCUUCAGUAUAUAUAUUCAUUGAGUUAUAAUAUCUACUUUUACAUAUAUUCCUAUAAAUCAAGGAUUUUGUGUGAGAAAACCAUGGUUCAUUCAAAAGGUAGGACAUUCUCGUUUGUCGUUACUCCAGACUGUCUUGGCUUGGCUUAAAACUUCGACAGAAAAGAAAGCAUGUUUAAACCGACUGUCUGUCUUCCUUAUAACCCAAGUUCUUUUCCUCAAAUAUAUACUCCAAACACUAUUUUUCAAAGUACAUACGAACUAAGAAAUUUACAGAUCGAUACUCAAUUACGACUUUCCGAAUAUGAAGACAUAUUUACUAACAUUUACAACAUCAACGGUGACCUACACAAUUCGCCUACUUAUUUACUCUACUCCAUUACCUUGACUCUCAAUAAGUAACCUUAGAAGGAAUAAUGCAAUUUCUUAAUCUAUUAUUAAAAAGAAUUAGACAAAAGAUGCCAACCCAUAGCAAAAACGGUUUAAAAAAAACAGAAAAAGCAAUUGAAAAAACCAA